AUGAGGGCGUUGGUGUUGGCUUUAUUAUGUUUCUUAGUGGACUCACAACAGUAUUAUUACUAUUAUCCAUAUCCACAACAACAGAGACAGAGCUAUUAUCCAGUCCGGACAAAUUGUGUAAAUAGAUGUGUCCCAAACACCAGGUAUCGCUGGACUUAUCGGCCUAUAAGUAAGCUCCACAUCAUCUCCCUUUCCUCGCUUUGGUUUCAAACAACGCAGAUCUUACAGUUGAAAGUUUUUAGACGUCCAGAUCCCCUUUGUCCAACGGCCCAAUCCCAAUAUUCCCCUAAAACCCAUGCCCUCACCCCAGCCAAUCGUCCCAAUUGGAACUCGCGGAACUUUGGCUCCGUUAACUUAUCCAACAACUUCUACAACUACUGUAACCACAACCACGACUCCUCCAACACCCCCUCCAUUCACUCAAGCGCCAACGGAAAUGCCAACUCCACCGCCGUAUACAGGAACAUACCCACCAAAAAUAGAGGCAUCAACCUACUUGAGGCCAUCAAAAAAACCCGAAAUUGAGGGAAUCCCGUAUCGACCAGGCAAGACUAUUCUAAAAUUCGCUAAUGUAUAA
Molecule: messenger RNA, 577 nt
Organism: Bursaphelenchus xylophilus (pine wood nematode)
Lineage: Eukaryota; Metazoa; Nematoda; Chromadorea; Rhabditida; Aphelenchoididae
Source: the annotation of a GenBank genome assembly